Hydractinia symbiolongicarpus is the source of this 4939-nucleotide messenger RNA. RefSeq names its product aprataxin-like. Bases 3534 to 4289 code for a protein of 251 amino acids. Gene Ontology annotation, biological process: double-strand break repair; single strand break repair. The record is from RefSeq and is a predicted model, not a curated record. Gene Ontology annotation, molecular function: mismatched DNA binding; double-stranded RNA binding; DNA 5'-adenosine monophosphate hydrolase activity. The transcript has 3 exons. Gene Ontology annotation, cellular component: nucleus. NCBI's taxonomy places the organism in Eukaryota, Metazoa, Cnidaria, Hydrozoa, Anthoathecata, Hydractiniidae.
UUAAAUGUCUAGACAUGUUUUUCUUUUCUUUCACACAAAACUUUUUUCGCAAAGUCACGGGAAAAUCGUGCAGUCAGUUACAUGAAAACGAAGCUUUCGGCCGAGUUUAAAACGAGCUGGGGUUUUGAAGAUAUUAUAUGUGAAAAUAAAUAUUGCAGGGUAAAGCGCUAUUUUACUCUGGUGAGUCCUCCAUGGGUCACAGAGAGAGAGAGCACAGGUUUUAUUAUUUGUUAACUGCUGGUUUCUGGUCGUUUCUGUUUGUUUCCUGCUCAUUUCUGCUCGUUUCCUGGUGGUUUUUGGUGGUUUCCUGUUUUAGUAAGCACGGUUUGGAAAUCCAAAUAAAAAAUUUUGUUGUUUGAAAAAAGAAUGUAAAAAUUUUAAAAACUUUGAAAGAAAAAGUGCUUUCAGAUAAUUUUCCACUCUGAUCAGAGUAUGAAAAUGAUACAAAAGCUAUUUUAAAAAAGAUCGCUGAAAAAAACAACCUGUUUAGCUAUUGUCCGAUGAGGAGGAAACAGUAGUAAAUUUGUAAAAAAAAGUAUUUUUAGGUUGUUUAGGUUUUAAUUAUAAAAAAGUCACCAAAUUAACAGCAUUUUAAUUAACGAGUCAUGAAAUUAACAGUCUUUAAAUUAACACAGCAAAUAAUUAACGGUCAUUAAAUUAACGCGAAUUUUGAAAACCUGCGUUAAUUUCAUGACUCGUUAAUUUCAUGGAAUAAGGUAUCUACAUUAUAUAUUUUUGGCUAUUUAUUAGUUGAGAAAAGAGUACCGUAAUCAAGCAAUCAGAUCACAGCAAUUAAGUAAAUAACCUUUUUAUGGACCAGGAUGGAAAGAAUAGAUUAUUAAAAUCUUUCCUUAUACUAAAAUUUUGCUUUAUAUACGUUACGUUCUUUUUUCUAAAAUUUUGCUUUCUGAAGUGCAGGUUACCAUAGAAGUUGAUAUAGGAAAAUACCAUUGAUAUAAGUAUUUCUGACAGUGACUGCACAGAUAAGUGGGAAUAUUAUAAAAGGUAUAUAACAAAGUUGUUAUUGAGAGUAUGAAAUUGAUAAACUUGUUUUCAUUGGUGGGGUAUAAUUUUGUUUUAUGAAAUAACAUCUAAAAAGACAAGCAACAAACUUGGGAUUCACAUUAUAUCUGACCUGAAUAAUCAAUUAUCAUCCGGUUGAUUUGGUCAAAUAUAUAUUAAAAAAGGCACCUGCUUCAAAAUGUGGGUGUGCACAGACGAACAGCCAGGGCUAGUAAACAAUUGACACAAGGACUCACUGCAAAAAAUAAUUGCCUAAUCGACCCAAGGGCGCUAGGAUAUCUCGCACUAGUGCAUUGGUUUUAGCAUAAGAAUUCCAUGAAAGGGGUCAUGAAUCUUUGGGAAGUAAAAAAAACCCUGAUAGUGUAAAUGCCUGAGAGCUUCCAACAUGUGUGGCAAUUGCAAAGAGAAGUAUAAAGCUUUCUUUUUUUAGGCUCUCAUAAUUCUUGUGGCAUGUCUUGAUUAAUUGGUAUGGUUCAGAAGUGAAAACGAAACAAAGUAGUGGUAGAAAAUGUAUUCUUAAAUAGUUUGCAGUUAUAUUUGGGGUAUGGGUUGAGGUGCUAGGGCUUCGUUAGAAAUUAUGUGCUGAAUUAAAUUACUGACAUUGUAACAGACAAGACAAUUGACAAAUUACUGACAUUGUACCAGACAAGACAAUUGACAAAUUACUGAUAUUGUAACAGACAAGACAAUUGGCACUACAUGCCUUAGACAACGGACUCUUGACUCUUGACACUAUAUGACUAUUAUGGUGAGUGUUUAUUGCAAAGGUUGGCCCAUAGGGCUUCUUUUAACUGCACCAUAUGGCCACUGGCUUCUUUUGGACAUGAUGACAAUCGACUCUUGACACUACAGUACAGUCCAGAUGUAAGCGUACGCGUACGCUCAAGUUUCACACCUUUUUCUCGGAGGCGGUAGUUGUUUGUCUUUUGUUCUUAUUAAUUAUCUUGCGAGUCUUGUAAGUCAUUAACUUGUGCGUAAUAAACAAAAGAUUAUUGAAGAAAAAAUAGCUUAUUAUAACUGCGCAUAACUAUUGUCAAAUAGUGUUAACAUAACUAUUCCCAAUAGCAUAUUGCAAAUGUUAUCAACUCUAUCAAUGUGACACGAAGAGCCAUUGUUUAAUAUUUUUAUUAAACAAAAGUUUUGCGUGGAAACUAAAUAAACUAGCGAAAAGGCAUUGUUGGUUGCGCAGGUUAAAUAAAGCUUUUAUAGUAAUUAUAUAGAUAGAAAUUAUUAUAUCAUAACAAAGAUUGAAACUUUUAGAUCGCAUUUUAAAAGUUUAAAAAAAAAAAAAACGGCGAUAGAAAUGUUGUUUUAGAUCGCAUUUUAAAAGUUUAAAAACGAAAAACGGCGAUAGAAAUGUUUUUUUUAGAUCGCAUUUUAAAAGUUGAAAAUCGAAAAACGGCGAUAGAAAUGUUUUUUUAGAUCGCAUUUUAAAAGUUUAAAAACGAAAAAUGGCGAUAGAAAUGUUUUUUUAGAUCACAUUUUAAAAGUUUAUAAACGGAAAACGGCGAUAGAAAUGUUUAUUUAGAUCGCAUUGUGAAAGUUUAAAAACGAAAAACUGCUAUAGAAAAGCGUUUUUAGAUCGCAUUUUAAAAGUUUAAAAACGGAAAACGGCGAUAGAAAUGUUUUUUUAGAUCGCAUUUUAGAAGUUUAAAAACGAAAAACCGCUAUAGAAAAGCUUUUUUAGAUCACAUUUUAAAAGUUUAAAAACGAAAAGCGGCGAUAGAAAUGUUUUUUUUAAAUAUUUAGAUCAUUGGACUUGUUGUUUUUUAAAAGAGCUUGUGUUUUUUUAAAUAAAUCGAGAUUAAAUCGCAUUACUAUAAUUAGUUUCGUUGUUAAAAAAAUAUAAAUUCAAUGGCCUUCGCGUUUAAUUUAUUCUCGCGCAGAGUAUUGUUUUUAAACAAUGUUUCUUGCUAUGCUUUUGUUUUUAACACGAAGCAAUUAUUUUCGCGCAAUUUGAAAGGAACUCGCUAUCCUAUUGUUUUUUUUAAUGAAAGCAAUUAUUUUUGCAAGUUGAGCGUACACUUACAUCUGGACUGUACUGUACAUGUCUAUUAUGGUGAGGUUUUUAUUGUAAGGAUUGGCCCAUGGGCUUCUUUUUGUUGACCUUAUGGCCACUGGCUUCUUUUCACAUUUUGACAACCGGCUUUUGACAGUACAUGACAACUAAUGACAAUUAAACACUUGUCUUGUUAUAACAGACUGACAUAAAGUGACACGCUCUGCACAAAAAACUUACUUAACCCUAUCACUGUAAAGAACAUACAACUCUGAGCUUAAACGGAAUAACUCAGAAAGCCUGGUACCCCUACCAGAAUUAGUUGAAUUAUAAGAAGGAAAAUGGCACAGAGAUGGUUGAUUCUGCCUCUGGACUGAAACCUUGGUGGGGUCUAUCAGCCAAUUGAAACAUGCCCCUCUGCAAGGAAACCUUGAAGCUAAAUCAAACAACGACCAUCAGACUGCGCUGUGCCGUGCAUCCAGUCACCAUCCACAUCAAUGAAUGCAUAUAAAUGUGUCAGUUUGUUCUUGUUCUCAUUCCAUCACCAACGUCGUAUUUACGUGACCAUAGAAACGUCACCACCACAUCUGUAAAAUUAAUAAUGCAGAAUGACAAAACACUAGUGAACCAGGAGAUGAAUGAAAUGGAAUAUCAUCCUUGCCUGAAAAGACCAUCCUUAUCAGAGGAUAAACCAACUACUUCAAAAAGAUAUAAAAAUGAAAUAAAAGGUCAUUGGACACAAGGCUUAAAACAAGCUCUAAGAAAUGAAAGUAACAUUGAGCUUGAAACGAAUUUGGUUUCAGUUAUUAAAGACAAAUACCCAAAGGCAAAAUAUCAUUAUCUGGUGAUUGUAAAAGCCGAAAAUAUUUCAAGUGUUAAAUCAUUAAAUAGUACACAUAUCGAUCUUUUAAAGCACAUGAUCGAUGUUGCACAAGGCCUUGAAUCUAGCAUACAAAAGAAUGAUAGGAAAGCCACUUUUUGGAAAGGUUUCCAUGCAGUACCAAGUAUGACCUUAAUGCACAUGCACGUUAUCAGUAUGGACUUUGAUUCAAAAUAUCUACGGCACAAAAGACAUUGGAAUUCAUUCACAACUGAUUUUUUUAGACCUGUAUCAUCAGUGUUAAAACAACUGGAAGAUGAAGGAUGUGUUACGAUCGAUAAUUUCUUUUACAAACAGAUGCUUGAAACACCUUUAAAAUGCCAUUUGUGUUCAGAGAAGCCAAAAAAUAUGCCAAGACUAAAAGACCAUAUCAAGACACAUUUUUAAAAAUUAAUUUAGUGAAAAGUUAAAGAAUUUCCUCUGUGAUGUCCUGUUUCCCUAGAUUGAUCUUCCAAGAUUUUUAGAUAUAUUAGAAAGUUUUACAUUACUGGAAAAAGGUAUCUUGGCAUCAUGUCCCUCCAUCAUGCAUGUCAUGAUUGCUAUAAGAUAGAUUAUUGUCUUCAUAGAACUGAAUGAUAUCAGCUACCAUAUUAUUUAAAAAGUGUCUGUAAAGCAAAAACCAAUAAAAUAUAAUUCUGAUUUUAUUGCUCCUUUCACAAUAUCAGAAAAUACGUAAAAAAAAUUUAAAAUCUAUUGUUCAGUACUUUUUCGCACUGUGAAAUUGAUUUUUACGCUCUCUAUAACACAAUCCUGAAGAACAUUUUUCUUUUGUCUUAGAUGUAAUCAGUUUAUAUCUUUGCAAUCACAUUGAACAAAUUGAAAUGAUUCGCUUUUGAUAAUAGGGCAGUAUGGUAGGUCUUACUUCCCUGUGUUAUUGACAACCUAGUGUCCAGAACUUUAGUGAUUAUUAGUGUUGAAAUAUUAAAGAAAGUACAAGUAAAUGUUAAAAAUACAAUUAUUUUUUGUAUAUAUUUUUUAUAUAAACUUAUAUUUUUUUAUUUUUUAUAAGCUUAAUAUAAAAAUACAAUAAUAAGACA